Oikopleura dioica is the source of this 543-nucleotide messenger RNA. The record is from the annotation of a GenBank genome assembly. NCBI's taxonomy places the organism in Eukaryota, Metazoa, Chordata, Appendicularia, Copelata, Oikopleuridae.
AUGUAUUCAAAUCCAAUCAAGGAAGAACAAGAAGUGAUUGAUUUUGCAGAGAAGCUACCAGUUCGCCGAGGCGAUGGGCUUCUCGUAUCUACUGCUGCCACCCGAUUUCUUGUUGUGCGACAUCCAUUUGCCCGCCUUCAUGCUGUUUGGAAAGCAUUAUUUUCGACAGUAACUGACGACGGAGAGAAAAUGUUUCACAAGUACAGCAUAGGGCGUUAUGUUCACUCGCAAGAAGAUGACGAGCUUAUCACUUUUCCCGACUUCUGUGAAUUCGUCGCAGACGAUAGUCAAGCGAGAAGCGUGUGCGACCCAUGCUCGAAUCCAUUCGAUUUUGUUGCAAAAUUUGAGACUCUUACGGAUGAUGCCAACUGGUUAUUGGAAAGAGCUGGUUCAAAUUUGACUUUCCCACACCACCAAGAAGACACGGAACAAUGGAGAUCUGCUUGGCAGAAAGUGGUCUCUAACAAGAAACAGGCUUCGCAAAAACUUCACCAGUUGUACUACUGGGACUUUCGCUUAUUUGGAUACAAUACUGAAGUGUAA